CUCUAGGACUAGAGCCAGCUAGAGACAGCGCCUCCUGCAAACAUGAUUUCCAAGCUGACUGUGGCUUUUCUGACAGCUGUUGUGCUGGCUGCUGCUCUGUGUGAAGCUGCUGUUCUGCCAAGACUUAGCACAGAACUUCGAUGCCAGUGCAUAAAUACUCACUCUAAACCUUUCCACCCCAAGUACAUUAAAGAACUGAGAGUGAUUGAGAGUGGACCACACUGCCCAAAUUUAGAAGUCAUUGUAAAGCUCCAUAAUGGACAAGGUGCUUGUCUGGACCCCAAGGAAAAGUGGGUGCAGACACUUGUGCAGGCCCUUUUGAAGAGAGCUGAAAAACAAGAUUCAUGAGAAAAACGCAUUCACCAUGGUUUCCAAGAAUUUGCCACUAACUAUGCCAAUGAAAUUUUAAACAUAUCUACUUCAACUUUUCAUGCACUGUGUGGGGUUUGUUAGGGUUGCCAGGUAAAAUACAGGAUGUCCAGAUAGGAAUUUCAGUAAAACAAUGAUUUUUUUUUUCAAUGUCCCAUGGACGUUGUCUGUGCAAUAUCUAGGACACACUUAUUUUUAAAAAUUAUUCAUUUUUUUUACUAUAGUUACAAAUUUAGCUGGAAAUCCUCUUUAUUAUUUUUUUGUUGUUAAACCUUGCAACCUUGGUCUGCUGGUCACAAUCCAUCUAACUCUAUUCAACUCCAGUUUCUUCCUUAUUCCUAAGCUAAAGAAAAAGUACCAUCCUACCUCACACUGAUGUGAGAAAUGUAGAGAUACUUUAAUUUUAUUCAUGGUCAUGGAAAUGGUUUUCAAGUGUAACUUAUUCACUAUUUAUUAUUUAUAUAUUUAUUUAAGCAUAAAUAUAAUCAUAUUUAUGCAUGAAUUUGGGAAAUCAGGAAAGAGAGCAUCCUUGACAGAAGAGUAUAAUGAUAGUGAAUUUAUAGUUAUUUUGGAGAUUAAUUAUGUUAUAUGAGACAUCUAUUUUGAUCAGGAUUGUCAUAUUUAGCAAAAUUAAGACAAAUGGGGCACCCAGUUAAUUUUACUUUUGGUAACCAGUGGAUUCUUUUUUAGUAUUAAUACAUCAUUUUUAUCUGAAAUUUUAGUUGAAUUGGCAAAUAACAAAAAUUCACCAGACAAUAUUAACAUAGCAAUUUCUUGCUGGUAAAACUGAUGCAUUAUAUACAAGUAAAUUUGCAUAAUUUAAUUUAAAUUAUUGUGUUUUUUAAAUCCUGACUUUUGUUUGACUUUAAGAUGCUUUUAUGUGUUCCUAAAAGGAUAUUUUUAGUGUUUCUUAUA
Molecule: messenger RNA, 1284 nt
Organism: Condylura cristata (star-nosed mole)
Lineage: Eukaryota; Metazoa; Chordata; Mammalia; Eulipotyphla; Talpidae
Gene: CXCL8
Product: chemokine (C-X-C motif) ligand 8
Exons: 4
Coding region: 43-348 (101 amino acids)
Biological process (GO): cellular response to lipopolysaccharide; neutrophil chemotaxis; antimicrobial humoral immune response mediated by antimicrobial peptide
Cellular component (GO): extracellular region
Molecular function (GO): CXCR chemokine receptor binding; chemokine activity
Source: RefSeq, a predicted model, not a curated record